AUGGCAGAAGACGACCACAACAAAAAACCACUUAAGGUUUUGGAAUCCGUGGGCAAAGAAUUUUUGACUAGCAUUUUGGAUAAUGUGGUGGAAAAAGAUUACCUGAAAUUGAAGAACACAGAAAAGAAAAAAUUUUAUGAUGCCAAACCUAAAGACAAGGUUCGGGUCUUUGUGGAUACCUUCCGACAGAAACAGCAUGAGGCAGGCCAAAUUCUUGUUGAAACCUUCCUUAACAAGGAAAAAGAAUCAACCAGCACAGAAGAUCCUCCAGAAAUCAAGGCUGGACCAGAGGAGUCAGCAGAAUUCACUGACACGCUCAAGCUUUGUCCUCAUGAAGAAUUCCUGAGACUGAACAAAGAAAAGGCUGGAGAGAUCUAUCCAAUCAAAGAGAAGGACUGUACUCGCACUCGUCUGGCUCUUAUUAUAUGCAAUAUAGAGUUUCAGCAUCUUCCUCUGAGGAAUGGGGCCAACCUUGACAUUGAAGGCAUGAAGAGGUUACUUGAGGACCUGGGCUAUAGUGUGGAUGUGAAAAAACAGCUCACAGCCUUGGAGAUGCAGUCAGUACUACAGGCAUUUGCUGCCCUCCCAGAACACAAGUCCUCAGACAGCACAUUCUUGGUGCUCAUGUCUCAUGGCAUUCUAGAAGGAAUAUGUGGAACUAUGCACAGUGAACAACAACCAGACGUGUUACCUUACGACACCAUCUUCCGAAUUUUCAACAAUCGCAACUGCCUCAGUCUAAAGGACAAACCCAAGGUCAUCAUUGUCCAGGCAUGCAGAGGUGCAAACCGUGGAGAGUUGUGGGUCAGUGAUUCUCCAUCAGUCUUAUCAGACAGCUCUUCAGAGUCACCUGAGAACCUGGAGGAGGAUGCUAUUCACAAGGCCCACGUGGAGAAGGAUUUCAUUGCUUUCUGCUCCUCAACACCACAUAAUGUGUCUUGGAGAGAUUCAACAAAGGGUUCUCUCUUCAUCAUACAACUCAUCACAUGUUUCCAAAAAUAUUCUUGGCGCUGUCACCUAGAGGAAAUAUUUCGAAAGGUGCAACGGUCAUUUGAAGAACCAACUGUUAAAGCGCAGAUGCCCACUAUUGAACGGCUCUCUAUGACAAGAUAUUUCUACCUCUUCCCUGGCAAUUAA
Orycteropus afer afer is the source of this 1137-nucleotide messenger RNA. NCBI's taxonomy places the organism in Eukaryota, Metazoa, Chordata, Mammalia, Tubulidentata, Orycteropodidae. The record is from RefSeq and is a predicted model, not a curated record.